This is a messenger RNA of Didymodactylos carnosus, 1245 nucleotides long. The record is from the annotation of a GenBank genome assembly. Lineage: Eukaryota; Metazoa; Rotifera; Eurotatoria; Philodinida; Philodinidae.
AUGUUGAAAUCAAGAAACGCGUUGACUUAUUCGUUAUUAACCGGUUUAUUCCUAUCUUCAUGGACAGAUAUAAAUGGAAUAUUUGCUGAAUUACCUCAAAUUGUUUUAUAUCAACCAGAAAGUUGGGCAUUAGGAGCUAAUUUGGCAUUAGUUACAAAUUUUGGAAAUAUUGCUCCAUUUGGAUUGAUAUUAUUCAAAUGUCUAUCAAAACGACAAUUCAAUCCUGUUCCUUUGAAUUACAUCAUUAUUAUUAUUGGUAUGGUAUCUUGCCUUCUUCUUGUGUUCUUUUGGCAUUAUACAAUUCAAAUUGGGAGUCGGUAUCAUAGUGUAGCACUAUUAUCAUUAGCAUUCUUUCUAUCAUUAUUAGAUUGUACAUCGAGUGUAACAUUUGCCGAUUAUAUACAACAUUAUCGGCAAGAAUAUACUAGUACACUAUUUUUAGGUGAGAGUUUAACAUCAAUUAUACCAAGUUUAUUAGCAGUAGCUCAAGGUAAUGGACGUAUUUACUGCUCUAAUAGUACCACAACUAAUACAACUAUUGUUGUCUAUGAGACUGCUCGGUUUUCUAUAUCAAUUUAUUUUCUUUGUUUAUUUUUUCUACUAACAUUAUCAUUGAUCUCGUUUAUCCUUUUACAAUGGACAUCAUUAGGAACGAGAGCUCGUUCAAAUCAUGAUAAAAUCAGUACAGAAGAGUCACCGUCAGAUAAUAAUGGAAUGAAAAUGACGUUAUCAUCCUAUAUUCUAUUUUCAAUUUUGUGUGUUUACACAAGUGGUAUUAUUUUCGGUGUAUUACUUUCGAUUUCGACUUAUGUUCUAAUACCGUAUGGUCAACGAAUAUUUUAUUUAGGCACAGUGUUGUCACCGUGGAUGUUAGUACUCGUAUGGAUAUUAGGCAUGAUUAAACCGUUAGUACAGAAAAAAUUUGUUCUACUGUUUGUUCUAUUAGGAACUUUAGUAUUUAUAAUCGAUUUAUUUGUUUGUGUCAAAAGUCCUUGUCCACCGCUUAUUGACACUAAAAUUGGAAAUUUUUUAAUUCUUUUUGUAUGGUUACUGACGUACGUUUGUUUAGGAUAUCCACGUCUAGUUAUUGCUAAUUAUUUAAGAACAUAUUCGCAAGAAGCCAUGUUUUGGUUUGGUGUUUAUGUUCAGUUGGGUGCUCUUGUCGGAUCUGUCAUAUCUUAUAUUCUUAUAGAAAUCCUCAAGGUAUUUCGAGAACGUUCGCCGUGUGAGAAUGUGUGUUAUUAA